AUGAGUUGCGAAGAGCCCACGACAUCUCCUACGCCCGAAAACAAUAUCACCGUUGUCUCAUCUGACGGAAAGGAAUUUUUAUUAGAUCUGAAACUUACUGAACAAUCAGAAACGCUGGCCAGACUAAUUUCAAACUUUGAGUAUGAUCGGACUGACGUGAAAAAAGAUCCAGUGCCGUUGGGAAAUAUUACAAGUGCUCAGAUGCAGAAAAUAAUCGAAUGGCUUCAACAUCAUCGUUAUUAUCCGAAAUGGGAACAAAAUGACAUACAUUAUUCUACAUCUUUCACAUUUGAGACAUGGGUCGAGGAGUAUUUAAAUAUUCCCAACAAUGAGAUGUUCGAAUUAUUGAAUGCUGCCAAUUAUCUCAACAUUCCUCGACUGUUCAGCACAAUAUGCCGUAUAAUGGCAUCAAGAAUUACUGGGAAAUCUGCUGAACAAAUUCGAACCGUUCUUAAUAUAAAAACCGACGUGAAAAAUGACGUCUACACUGGUAUUCCUAUUCAAGAAGACUCAUCCUCCUCCGAAGACGGAAUGAGCGAAAUAUCGUUGAGCCCAAGCCCCCCACCGAUAUGA
Messenger RNA from Caenorhabditis remanei, 573 nucleotides. RefSeq lists its product as uncharacterized. The record is from RefSeq and is a predicted model, not a curated record. The transcript has 2 exons. Gene Ontology annotation, biological process: SCF-dependent proteasomal ubiquitin-dependent protein catabolic process. The coding region runs from base 1 to 573 and encodes 190 amino acids. NCBI's taxonomy places the organism in Eukaryota, Metazoa, Nematoda, Chromadorea, Rhabditida, Rhabditidae. Gene Ontology annotation, cellular component: cytoplasm; nucleus. Gene Ontology annotation, molecular function: cullin family protein binding.